UGAUGGAAUACGUUAUAGAAUCUAUGAUGGGCCGUCUAUAUAUCGGUCGUCAACUAUCAUCGACCGUCAACUAUCCGUGGACGGACAAUUUUGCCGGUGUAUUAGUCGCGGGUCACCUUAAAGAUGAUCCUCAAAUCUUAGCCAUACUCAGAUCUUGGGAUGAACAACUGAAAACAGUGCCAAUCGACACAGAUUUGUCAAUAUCACGGAUGUAAAGCAAAGGGAUUAGCGAAUUGUGGCUUCCAGCAACUAUUUUCGAGGCAGACCAUGCGGACAACGAUGUGUUUAUUAGAGGGCAACAACUGGGACAUUAUUUGCUUUUGAGAGGGAUAUUUGAAUGGCGGGAAAGAAUCCUUUAAUAUGCAAAAUAGUCGGGCGUCGAACGCCAAAAACUUAUGAUGAAGUGUUUAAUUUAUAAGCAAACAUUUGAAUAAAAUCAUACCCGAAGGUGUACAAAUGAAUUCGUUCAUCUCAAGUUCCCCGUAUUUAUAUAAGGAUUUUCGUCAGUAAAUUUAGUCCAUGUUAAAGUAUUGGGAAAAUGCUGAUAGCGAUAGGAUAGUAUGGAUAAUCCUUGUGACAAUAUCGAUUCAGAAAUUGGUGACGCGAAAACUCCCGUCGGCGUCGACAAUGUUGCCGUCGACAUCUCGGACGAGAAAGAUCACAAAGCGAAUGGAAAGAUACCGCUCGAGGAGGGGUUGGAUCCAUGGUCAACUCAUGAUAUCGCCCUGAAAGACCCCGGCAAAUCAUGGGCUGAACUCGAUACAAAAGGGAAGGUAGUGCGCGUUUUGUGGCAUUACAUCGGGAAGAUUCUCCUACUAGUCGGGUUCCUUUAUCUCUUCAUUUGUUCUCUCGAUGUGCUCAGCUCGGCUUUCAAGCUGUUGGGAGGUCGAGUUGCUGGUCGUGCAUUCGCCGACAACGAGCUUCUCCAGAAUCCAGUUGCUGGCUUGAUGGUCGGUGUCUUAGCUACAGUCCUGGUCCAGAGCUCAUCCACAUCAACCAGCAUCGUUGUUACCAUGGUAGCAGCCAAUAUUUUGUACGUAAAGACGGCGAUUCCCAUCGUCAUGGGCGCUAACAUUGGCACGUCAGUCACCAACACCAUUGUCUCCAUGGGCCACCUUGUGGAUCAAAACGAAUUCAGGAGGGCUUUUGGUGGCGCCACUGUCCACGAUAUGUUCAACUGGCUGACCGUUCUCAUCCUGUUACCCAUUGAGGUUCUGACUGGAUAUCUUUAUCGUUUGUCCAAGGCGAUCGUGAACAGCAUGGAACUUGAAACAUACACGUCAGGAAAACAGGAACUUCUCAAAGCAGUUACCAAACCUUUCACACGGCUAAUUGUCAAGGUGGACUCUCAAGGUAUUGCCAAAAUAGCCUCAGGGGACGAGGAAGCCUCGGAAUCAUCUCUAAUAAAGAUUUGGUGCAAAUACAACACGACCUAUCGCAUGGAGAACCAGACCGUCACCAAUCUGACCGAGGUGAAUGGCCUCAAUAUGACCUUGAACUUUACUGAAGAGGUCAUGGUCGAACACAAGAUCGGGUCCGAAAAAUGCCCCUUCAUGUUCAUGAACGUAGCGGGAGUAUGGAGUGACGAGGCGAUCGGCGCCAUCUUACUUUUCAUAGCCCUCUUCAUCCUCUGCGCAUGCCUGGUUCUGAUCGUCAAGCUGCUGAACUCUCUGCUCCGUGGAAGCAUCGCAAAGGCUCUCAAGAAAUUCGUCAAUUCCGAUUUCCCGGGAAAAUUAGGCUUCCUCACCGGAUACAUCGCCAUUAUACUUGGCGCUGGCUUGACAAUUCUGGUCCAAUCGAGUUCAAUUUUCACGUCGACCUUGACCCCGUUGGUGGGGAUCGGUGUUCUGAGCAUCGACCGGAUGUAUCCGUUGACCUUGGGGUCAAAUAUCGGCACAACAGCAACAGGAAUGCUAGCAAGUUUAGCAUCAUCUGGUAAAACGUUACCCAACGCCAUGCAAGUCGCUUUUUGUCAUUUGUUUUUUAAUAUCACGGGCAUUCUCAUUUGGUACCCCGUGCCGUUCAUGAGGCAGAUCCCCAUAAAGAUGGCGAUGUUCCUGGGAAACGAGACGGCAAAAUAUCGCUGGUUCGCGGUGGUCUACUUAAUAAUGAUGUUCUUCUGCCUCCCAGCGCUUGUAUUUGGACUGUCUCUUGCUGGAUGGUACAUUUUACUAGCCGUCUGCGCUCCUUUCGCCCUGUUAGCCAUAGUGAUCUUGAUAAUCAAACUCAUUCAAAACAAACGUCCAACAUGUCUGCCGGUGAAAAUGCGAACAUGGAAAUGGCUACCGGAACCGCUGAGGUCGCUUGCACCACUAGACAGAGUGUUCAGACGGAUGUGCGCGUGUUGCAAGUCGUGUAAACAAGAGGAAAAUGGCGUAGAGCUGUCUGUUGAUGAAAACGAGAAAGGAGGGCUGGAAAACUCGGCCUAUUCUUUUGAAACGCAUAUGUGACAGUUCUGGGAGAAGCGUCAUUUUGUGUUUUGUUAAAAAAUGUACGGGGAACGCGUCGGGUUUUAAGAUUCUGUGUUUCGUUAUCUAUAGCCCUGCACUUUGUUGCUCGAUACGCAAAAUUCUGCCACUUCGUGCAAAGCAAAUAUUGGUUCACGUCGCUCUGACGAAGCCUGAAAAUAACGGUGUGUUUUUAUAAUGUUUUUAUUUAAUAUGCUUAGUUUCUUAUCAAUAUC
This is a messenger RNA of Lineus longissimus, 2683 nucleotides long. RefSeq names its product sodium-dependent phosphate transport protein 2B-like. Bases 561 to 2450 code for a protein of 629 amino acids. The transcript is spliced from 8 exons. Gene Ontology annotation, cellular component: membrane. The record is from RefSeq and is a predicted model, not a curated record. Gene Ontology annotation, molecular function: pyridoxal phosphate binding; sodium:phosphate symporter activity. NCBI's taxonomy places the organism in Eukaryota, Metazoa, Nemertea, Pilidiophora, Heteronemertea, Lineidae. Gene Ontology annotation, biological process: amino acid metabolic process; sodium-dependent phosphate transport.